Talaromyces marneffei is the source of this 1392-nucleotide messenger RNA. RefSeq lists its product as uncharacterized. Gene Ontology annotation, molecular function: acyltransferase activity, acyl groups converted into alkyl on transfer. Gene Ontology annotation, biological process: tricarboxylic acid cycle. The transcript is spliced from 4 exons. Lineage: Eukaryota; Fungi; Ascomycota; Eurotiomycetes; Eurotiales; Trichocomaceae. The coding region runs from base 1 to 1392 and encodes 463 amino acids. The record is from RefSeq and is a predicted model, not a curated record.
AUGUCACCCGCCGCCAUUAUCAGUAGCGAUGACGCCGCUAAGAGCGUCGAUGCUAAAGCUUCUGCUAAGACAAUAUCAAGAAACUUUUUACAUGUGAUUGAUGAACGUACUGGACAGUACUAUCAGAUUCCCAUUCACCACAAUGCCAUCAGCGCCAAUGAGUUCAAGAAGAUCAAAGCUCCUGACUCCGAAUACUAUGCCGACCAGAACGAAAAUGGAAUCCGAGUCUUUGACCCCGGCUUCACAAACACGGCUGUGGUGGAAAGCAAGGUCACCUAUGUUGAUGGCAAGAGGGGUAAAAUUCAGUACCGGGGCUAUGAUCUCGCGGACGUCGUUGCCAACAACAAGAAAUUUAUCGACACAGCCCAUCUUAUGGUCUUUGGAUUCUGGCCCACAGCUGAAGAAGGAGCAGGCUUCCAACAAAAGCUAUUUGAUGCGAUGCAUAUUGAACAAUGUGUCAUCGAUACCAUCCAUGCGUUUCCACGAACCGCUUCUACGACCCUCAUGUUGACAGCGGGUUUGGCGGCUGUGCAAGCUACUCAAAUGGACAGGAUCCCCGCUCACAUGGCCAAGAAUCUCUAUCUCGGAAAUCCCACCUUGGUAGAUGAGCAAAUAGUCCGACUAAUGGGUGUGUUGCCCAUCGUCAGCGCAGUAGCAUAUUGCCACCAUACCGGCCGCGAGUUCAAGUCGCCGCGAUCUGAUCUGACUUAUAUUGAAAACUUCUUGUAUAUGUGCGGCCACGUCCAAGAGGAAACUGGACUCCCUAAUCCCCGCUAUGUGCAAAACUUUGAAAGACUGUGGUCUCUUGUCGCUGAUCAUGAGAUGACUUGCUCGACCGCAGCGGUCCUCCUCACCGCUUCGUCACUGCCAGAUCCUAUCUCAUGUAUCAUCUCGGGUAUUGGAGCAUCGUACGGCCCACUUCACGGUGGUGCCAUCGAAUUCGCCUACAAGGAUAUGGCUGACAUUGGAAGCGUGGACAAUUGCCAGACGAAGAUUGAUCGGGUGAAGUCAGGCAAAGAACGCCUUUUCGGAUAUGGUCAUCGUGUCUAUAAAGUCACUGACCCACGUUCGGAACAUAUCCAAGCCGUCUUGGAGACACUAAAAGAAGAAAUCGAUAAUGACCCUUUGUUGAAGGUUGCUUUCGAGCUGAACAGGAUCGCACAAGAGGAUGAAUACUUCGUUUCCCGAGGAUUGAAGCCUAACGCUGAUUUGUUCGCGGCUUUCACAUACGGAGCAAUGGGCUUCCCUCCGGACUUUAUCCUCACCAUUUCAACUAUAUCGAGAACUCAAGGCCUGAUGGCCCACUGGAAAGAAGCCAUGUCUGGAAAACCACUUAUCUGGCGCCCAACGCAGGUUUACACUGGCAAGCUCGAUCUGAAAAUGGAAGUGUAA